AUGCUGGACCCCAAAGACUGUGGAGUGACAAUGAUGUCUAGUCACAAAAUUUCCUUUUCUAUAAUCGACAUUUUGGAUCCAAACAAAUUCAACAGCAAAAGGGUAAACGAACUUUCUAUCGCCGAGGAGAAGUUUCGUGUGCCAAAUGCAGAGGGAACAAGUUUGGAGUCGGACACCACUGCAGGCGGAGACUUCAGAGGUGAGCGCAGGGAAGCAGAUGAACAUUCCACAGGCGCCGAACAUUACGCAGUUGUCGCUGACCCCCUCCUUCUCUCCCCUGCGGCUGAACCUGAGCGCUGUCUCCCGGGAGAGCAGGACGACCCGGUAGAGGAGUCCGCCGUCACUCUGCAGGACCCGUCACCUCACAAGCGGCGGCGGCCGGACCAGGCCUGUGCCAAGCCACGACGUGCCAGAACAGCGUUCACAUACGAGCAACUUGUGGCUCUGGAAAACAAGUUCCGCGCAACUCGGUACUUGUCCGUGUGCGAGAGACUGAACCUGGCCCUGUCCUUGAGUCUGACCGAAACCCAGGUGAAAAUUUGGUUCCAGAAUAGGAGAACCAAGUGGAAAAAGCAGAACCCCGGGGCGGACAGCACCUUGCAGCCCGGCUCCAAUUCCCUGGUUAGCGUCAGUCCCAGUCCGGCCACAUGUGGAUCGAACCCUGCCAGCUUUCACCAAACUUUCCCCAACUUCACCUCUGGGAAUGUGAUCUUCCACACAGCCAGUGCUGUUCCGCUUUCAUCCACUGGAGGGCUCCUGCAUCCCUUCAUAUCCAGUGGAUUCGUCCAGCCGACUUAUUUUAAUCCACACCUAUAA
Messenger RNA from Scomber japonicus (chub mackerel), 816 nucleotides. It is a transcript of the gene nkx1-2a, whose product is annotated as NK1 transcription factor related 2-like,a. Gene Ontology annotation, molecular function: RNA polymerase II cis-regulatory region sequence-specific DNA binding; DNA-binding transcription factor activity, RNA polymerase II-specific. Bases 1 to 816 code for a protein of 271 amino acids. Gene Ontology annotation, biological process: cell differentiation; regulation of transcription by RNA polymerase II. The record is from RefSeq and is a predicted model, not a curated record. The transcript has 2 exons. Gene Ontology annotation, cellular component: nucleus. Lineage: Eukaryota; Metazoa; Chordata; Actinopteri; Scombriformes; Scombridae.